Molecule: messenger RNA, 879 nt
Organism: Penicillium robsamsonii
Lineage: Eukaryota; Fungi; Ascomycota; Eurotiomycetes; Eurotiales; Aspergillaceae
Exons: 2
Coding region: 1-879 (292 amino acids)
Biological process (GO): ubiquinone biosynthetic process
Cellular component (GO): mitochondrial inner membrane
Molecular function (GO): lipid binding
Source: RefSeq, a predicted model, not a curated record
AUGGCCUACCUCGCCCGAACUCUGCCCAAAAGGGUCCUAACCCCCUCACUGACGCAACCCAUCCACCAAACCCGAUCAAUAAGCACAAUAAUCCUCCAAUCCACACCAACCACCCGCACAACACAAUCCAGACCCCGAAACCAACUCCGAACCCCCCUCCCUCACCGGACGUACCACUCAGCCCUCCAUGCCAGGCUCCCAGACCACUCCUACACAAACUCCCAAACAGCAAUCCUAACCGCGGCACUAACCCACGUCCCCACGCACGGCUUCUCCGCAACAGCACUGACCCUCGGCGCACGCGACGCCGGCUUCCUCGACGUCUCGGUGCAGCUACUCCCACGCGGGGAAUUCGACCUCAUCCUUUUCUGGCUUGCUAGUCGACGGGGUCUGCUACGCGGAAAGGUCGAGGAGGGCGGGUUAUUCCGGCGCAUUGCGGGGGAGAAAGGCAAGGAUGUUCAUGAGCUUUCUGUUGAGGAGAGGGUGAGGGGAUUGCUUUUGGAAAGGUUGAGGAUGAAUGCGGAGGUUAAGGAUGUUUGGCAGGAUGCUCUCGCGCAAAUGUCACUACUUGCUAACAUCCCCAUCUCUCUUACGGAACUGCAUGCCCUCGCUUCGGAUAUUCUUACUCUUUCUGGUGAUGACGCUGUCGAUGUGGCUUGGUACACGCGGCGUCUGGCGGUGUCCGCUAUCUAUGCCAGUGCUGAGGUCGUUAUGACCCGUGACCCGACGCCGGAUCUUGUGGAUACGGCGGCGUUCGUGGAGCGCCGGUUUGAGGAUCGGAAGGCGCUUGCUGAUAAACUUACUGGCAUUGGACAGUGUGCUGGAUUUGGGUGGAAUACUGCUAUUGGGCUGGGGCGAAGCUGGGGGUUGAAGAUUUGA